Medicago truncatula (barrel medic) is the source of this 1083-nucleotide messenger RNA. Its product is annotated as allene oxide cyclase, chloroplastic. Gene Ontology annotation, biological process: jasmonic acid biosynthetic process. Lineage: Eukaryota; Viridiplantae; Streptophyta; Magnoliopsida; Fabales; Fabaceae. The coding region runs from base 146 to 919 and encodes 257 amino acids. The record is from RefSeq and is a predicted model, not a curated record. Gene Ontology annotation, molecular function: allene-oxide cyclase activity. The transcript is spliced from 3 exons.
CAUUUUCUUUGUUCCAUGUAUGUAUUUGGUCUUUACUAAGACUAUAUAUUAAUCACCAUUGCCUCUUGUUCCUCACACAAUCUUGUAAUCCAAAAACACAUACUAGAAAGAACCACCAAGUACCGAUUACUUCAUAUCACCAACAAUGGCAUUUUCAAGCUAUGCUUUGAGAAGUUCCGUCCCAACUACCCUUAUGAAACCAUCUGCUAUUGCUACUCCAACAGCGUUUCAUACACCCCCUCUUCCUAUCAAUGCUUUCUCACCCUUCGCUUCAUCAAUCCCAUCUCUCACAAGAAACCUAAAGAUCAACACUGCAUUGCCACAGUCUUGCUUUUCUUCACUUCAUAAGAAAGCUUUUACUUGCAAAAGCCAAGUUGAUCAGAAUUCUGACAUUGAAAAAGUUCAAGAAUUAAAUGUUUAUGAGAUCAAUGAGAGAGAUCGUGGCAGCCCUGCUUAUUUGAGAUUAGGGUUUAAAAGUGUCAAUUCUCUUGGUGAUUUAGUCCCAUUCAGCAACAAAUUGUAUACUGGUGACCUACAAAAACGCAUUGGAAUAACAGCUGGUAUUUGCAUAUUGAUUCAACACAAAGCAGAAAAGUAUGGUGACAGAUAUGAAGCAAUCUACAGUUUUCACGUUGGAGACUAUGGUCAAAUAGCUGUGCAAGGACCUUACCUAACCUAUGAGGACACAUAUCUAACUGUGACUGGUGGUACUGGAAUUUUUGAAGGUGUUACAGGCCAAGUGAAGCUCAAUCAAAUUGUUUUUCCAUUUAAGAUUUUCUACACAUUUUAUUUGAAGGGUAUUAAGGAUUUGCCACAAGAGCUUCUUGGUAAACCAGUUGAGCCUAACCCUAAUGUUGAAGCUUCUCCUGCUGCUAAAGCUCUUGAGCCACAUGCUACCAUUGCUGGUUUUACUAACUAGUGAAUUUGGUGUUUUUUUUGUUAUAAUAUUUUUGGAACAAGGGUUGCGGUCAAAGUAACUCAAACCUAUAUGGGACUUUGAAUUAUGUUGAUAUGUACGUGGAUUUUGAUUCAUGUAUGUAUCCCACUUUUAAUGACUAAUAACGAGCUUAUUGUUAAAUUUGA